Molecule: messenger RNA, 673 nt
Organism: Zingiber officinale
Lineage: Eukaryota; Viridiplantae; Streptophyta; Magnoliopsida; Zingiberales; Zingiberaceae
Product: probable glutathione peroxidase 4
Exons: 4
Coding region: 1-390 (129 amino acids)
Biological process (GO): response to oxidative stress
Molecular function (GO): glutathione peroxidase activity
Source: RefSeq, a predicted model, not a curated record
AUGGCUAGUAAACUCAACCCUAAUACUCUUUCCUUAUUUUCCUAUUCACUGAACCAAGUUUUUAUAUGUCCAGAUUUUGAGAUUCUAGCAUUUCCAUGCAAUCAGUUCUUGAGACAAGAACCUUGGGAUGAUCAGAAAAUACAGGAGUAUGCUUGUACAAUGUUCAAAGCUGAUUAUCCAAUUUUUCAUAAGGUUAAAGUGAACGGCCCAGCGACAGCACCACUUUACCAGUUUCUCAAGGCAAGCAAGCCUGGUUUUUGCGGAAGCAGAAUCAAGUGGAAUUUCACUAAGUUUCUGGUCGAUAAGGAUGGCAAGGUCCUUGCUCGCUAUGGGACUACCACAGCCCCCCUGUCCAUUGAGAAAGAAAUUGAAAAAGCACUCGGCAACUAAAAGGACAAGUAAAAAUUUUACUUGAGAAGCAAGAAAAGUUUAAAGUCCGAGACUUUAAAGAGUGGUCCUGUACUAGUUUCAUGUAGAUAUCAUGUGUGCGAUUUAAGAUUCCCAAUCUGCGAAACCGAAUUUUAACUUUGUUGCAUAACUUUUUGUAUUUUUAAUGGUCUUUUUUUUAUUUGUGUGUAUUCUAUGUAAAUAUUUCAUAUAAUGUUUCUAGACCAUGUUUUACCAUUUUCUAAGCACACAUAUCUGUGAACGAGAUGUUUAUUGUUACGAUUCA